Messenger RNA from Candidozyma auris, 1626 nucleotides. Its product is annotated as sugar porter family MFS transporter. The record is from RefSeq and is a predicted model, not a curated record. The coding region runs from base 1 to 1626 and encodes 541 amino acids. Gene Ontology annotation, molecular function: carbohydrate:proton symporter activity. NCBI's taxonomy places the organism in Eukaryota, Fungi, Ascomycota, Pichiomycetes, Serinales, Metschnikowiaceae. Gene Ontology annotation, cellular component: membrane. Gene Ontology annotation, biological process: carbohydrate transport; transmembrane transport. The transcript has a single exon.
AUGACCGAAGUCAGCUCGAUCACCAGCAGCAAGGAUCGCGAUGUGCCCACGUACAUGGGUCUCAAGGGCUCCAAGCUCAAUACUGCAAUCACCACGCUAUGUGGUGUUGGUUUCCUCUUGUUCGGUUACGACCAGGGCGUCAUGGGGUCGCUUCUAACAUUAAAAUCAUUCAGAGAUACGUUCCCUGGAAUCGACACCGUUGAGAACGACGACUUACAUCAUUCCACCAUUCAAGGUGUCACCGUGGGUAUUUACGAAGUUGGGUGUCUCACGGGUGCUCUCUCCACCAUGUACUUGGGUGACAAGUAUGGUCGUUUAUGGAUGAUUUUCUCCGGCUGUGUGAUCAUGAUCAUUGGAGCUAUUUUGCAGACGGCCUCUACGGGUGUUGCGUUUUUGAUCGUGGCGAGAAUCAUUUCAGGGUUGGGCAAUGGGUUGCUUACCGCAACGGUUCCUCUAUACGCAGCUGAGUGCUCAAAAGCAAAAAGUCGAGGUAAGUCCCUUUGUAUCCAUGGUUCAUUGAUCACAUUCGGUAUUUGUAUUUCGUACUGGAUCGAUUUUGCUUUCUACUUCACAGAAAAGUUCGGCGAGGUGUCCUGGAGAUUCCCCAUCGCCUUCCAGCUUGUGUUUCCUCUCUCUAUGGUGGCCCUCAUUUGGAAAUUCCCUGAAUCGCCUAGAUGGCUCAUGGGUCAGUCUCGGCCAGAGGACGCCGCAAAGGUUUUUGCCUCUUUGUACGAUAAGUCCCCAGACCACCCUUUCAUCAAGCAGUUGAUUGAGGAUAUCAGGGUGUCCUUGCACGCAGAAGAGAAGGUGGGCGGUAACAAGUUCAGUCUUAAAAAUCUUAUGAAACAAGGAGAUCGCAAAAACUUCCAUAGAGUGAACUUGGCAGCGUGGUCUCAGGUGAUGCAGCAAAUCUGUGGUAUCAACUUGAUUACCUACUACGCUGGUACCAUUUUUGAAAGUUACAUAGGUAUGGAGCCCUUGGAGCUGAGAAUCUUGGCUGCUUGUAAUGGUACUGAGUACUUUUUGGCUUCACUUAUCCCAAUCUUUGUUAUCGAGAAAGUUGGAAGAAGGAAGUUGUUUUUGUUUGGUACAAUUGGGCAGUGCUUAACCAUGCUUUUCCUUUACGUUUCCAUGGAGAUGGCGAAGCAAAACAAGCCUGGUGCUCCAAUUGGUGCCGCGGUUUUGUUGUUUGUGUUCAACACUUUCUUCGGGAUGUCCCUCUUGUCGCUCACCUGGUUAUACCCACCUGAGGUAUCUUCGUUGGAGGUCAGAGCACCAACUACAGCUAUUUCCACAGCCUGCAAUUGGGGUUUCAACUUUAUGGUGGUGAUGAUUACACCCAUUAGUUUCAACAGUAUUGAUCACCACACAUACCUUAUUUUCUUUGGUAUUAACUUCUGCAUGAUACCAGUUUUCUACUUCUUGUACCCAGAGACAAAGGGAAGAUCUUUGGAGGAGGUCGAUUUGAUUUUCGCAGAGACUCCAACCUGGAAGCCCUGGAAGGCCGUCCAUAUUGCUGCAACCAUGCCAUUCCUUCACGAGGAAGACAAAACCUCCGAUAUGGAGAAAUUUAAAGGAAGCUUUGAGCUUGUGGAGAAUGGUGACGACUCGUCUAAAAACACGUAG